Messenger RNA from Corticium candelabrum, 2730 nucleotides. Its product is annotated as centrosomal protein of 152 kDa-like. NCBI's taxonomy places the organism in Eukaryota, Metazoa, Porifera, Homoscleromorpha, Homosclerophorida, Plakinidae. Gene Ontology annotation, cellular component: centrosome. The coding region runs from base 55 to 2616 and encodes 853 amino acids. The record is from RefSeq and is a predicted model, not a curated record. Gene Ontology annotation, biological process: centriole replication. The transcript has 12 exons.
CUUUCUUCGCGGUUCUUUGAGACUGAGAAAUUCGUGUAAGAGAGAAAGUUUAGGAUGGGGAGCUUCGUUUUGGAACAGGGCAUCACAACGAAUGACGAUGACGGCGAACUGGAGAGAGAAGAAGCAGAAAGAAAUGAAGAGAUUAUGCAACUCAUUUCAGCUAAACUGCAACCUUUCUCUGAUGACGAGUUGGAUGACAGUAAUGCUUCUUUCGAAGACUCUUCUUCUGAAGCUGAAGCAUCCGUCACUCACAGAAGUAAUCACUUUCACAACGGAGGAAAACAUCUUGUCCAAGAGGUAAACAACUGGAUGGAAGGCAAUGAGAAGUCUGGCUUACAACACAAAAGAGUGGACAAAGGAAAUCAUUUUGUUUCUGACAGCGAAAGCCAACAACUUCAGUAUGACCAAUUGGAAGUGCUUUACAAAGCGCAGGGAAGACAAAUCAAGCAACUGCAGCAACAACACGAGGAAGGAGAGAGAAAAAUACGAAUUCUCAACCAUCAACUAGCUACAGCUCAUAUGACAAUAGAGCAGAAAGACAAGAAAUGUUGUGAAACACUUGAACAGUUGAGCAUCAGAGACCAACAUUUCCACGAACUUCAGCAAAAUGUUAAAACUUUUGAGACUCAAUUAGAUACAUUGACUGUAGCACGAGACAAUGCUCUUGCUGAUCUUCAACUGUCAGAGACAACAAUUGAUACCUUACAGUCUCAACUGAAUGAGAUGAGUCGAUCUGAGACAUUAGGGAGAGCAAGGAGACAGCAGGAAGAAGCCAUGGCCGCCAUUGAGAAAAGACACGAACAAGAGAAGUUGGCACUGAGGUUAAAGUCAGAUCAACUGAAUGAGGCAUUGGCUAUGAGUCAUGCUGAGACGGACAGGUUGAAAAAGGAGAUGGAAACUGCCGUGUCUCAUGGAAAUGAAGAAAGACUGCGCAAUGGAGAGACUAUUAACAAGCUGACUGCUAGUUUGCAAGAGAAUCAAAUGCGAUGUCAGCAGCUGCUGGAGGCUGGUUCGUCACGUCAGUUGACAGAGUUAAAGCUGCAGCUUCAGCAAGCUACCACAGCCUAUCAGGAGACACAAGCACAAUAUGACUCACUCAAGCUUCAAGCACAUGAUCUUGAAAAACAGCUACAGAUCGCUCUUACAGACAAGCAACAGCUCUCUGAUCAACUCAACGACACAAUGACACAACUAAAUGGCCACCAUCAACCCUCAAACUAUCACAACCAUGUUGAUCCUGAGGUAACUCACUUGAAGCUGGACUUGCACAAAGCCACAGAAGAGAAUGAGAACAAAGAACAUCAGAUAGAGGAGCUUUGCUCUCAGUUAGCGUCACUUCAAAAAAUUAUUGAGGGCGAACGAUCAAAGAACUGUGAAGCGGAAGGAAGAAUGAAGCGUUUGGAGGCGAUGGAAGCGCAUCUGAAAGAAGCGAGGAAGCAGGAGAGUGAGUUGAAGGAGACUGUGGCGAGGCUUACUGGUGAGUUGAAGAAGCAAGCGAAGAAGUUUGAAGAGGACAAGAAGACGAGUUUGGAAAAGUGCCGUCAGGCUUGUCUGCAGCUUCAUAACAGCUCAGCAGAGAGACUGAGAAGAACAACAGACGAGCAACAACAACAACAAAUUGCUACCAUUAGAUUGCAGUUAAGUGAAAUGGAAGCAGAACUUAAACAGUCAAAUCAACGAUACAAAGAACUGGAGACAACACAAGCUGUAAGAGAGAAGGAAUUACAGAAGCAAAUGGAAGACGAAAAGAACAAAAUGAGAAUAGAAAUUCAAAACAAAUCAGAAUUAUUAUUGGAGAAAGAGAGGCAAUCUCUCAUUUCUGACAAUACAACAACUGUUGCUGUGGCGAGAGCCGAGUUGCUAAGAGAAAAAGAUGAACAAGUGAAACGUGAAGUAGAGAAUGCACUGCAAGUUGCCGAAUCAGAGUGGAAAAUCAAACAGAGAGAAGAGCAGAGGAAAACAACAGAAACUGCCGUCAACGAAUGCAAAACUAAAUGGAAUCAACGACUCAAAGAGGCAGAAUCGGCAGCAAUAAAGUUGAAGCAAGACGUCGAGAGAAAAAUGACAAUAGCGGCCGAAGAAACUCGUCGUCAACAUGAACUCGCUCAAUCGCGACUAAAAUCAGAUUUGAAUACACAACACCAGCAAGAAAUAGAAAAGGUACGACAAGAAUGUGAGGCACACACUCAACAGGCGGUCGCUGCAGCACAAACCGAAUUAAAACAGCUUUAUGACACAAAGACGAGACGAUUGCAGGAGGCUGUGGCAGCGAGCAAACAUGAGAGAAGGAAGUGGGAGGAUGAGAAGUCUCAAAUGCUUGAGAAACAGAAACGAAGGGAUGCAGCUUAUCGUGCAGCUAUAAGUCAGAAAUGCGAAUUACCAAAUCAAGUGACGUCACCAAGUCGAAUGGAAACUAAAUCGACAUCAACUCAGACAUCUGGAGAGUUUGAGGAUGACCUCAGACGUUGUCUAAAGGAGCGUUACGCACACACAUUGAGAUGCAUGAAGACUGACAUGAUGCAGCACAUUGAACGAGUUCAGCAGGCGGCUCAACAUCACGUGGAAAUUAGAAUCGCAAGAGAACGCCAGAGAAUACUCGAAUCAAUGAAAAAAUGAUACGCAAGAGUAUACAGAAUUGAAAUGUAGUUAGAGGUUGUAAUGGAUUGAAGAUAAGGUAAAUUAUUAGAAUUAUUUUUGAACUGGUAUGUCGCGACGGUAGGGUCUGGCCUC